GAUAGAAACUAAAUCAUGAAACUGUUACAAAUUAUAUCACAAUGUGCAAUCAAAGGGACGAGGAACUGCUCAAUGGAAUGCUGCUGCCCGUCCAAACCACGUCAUCUGAUUUGCUUCAAAAACUGGUCAGCAAGCAUGGUGAUGGACAUAAUAAACAGUGCAAUCAACCUCAAAUGUGCCGUAAGGGACACACACAACAAGAGAAUGGACAUACUGCCCAACUCGAAGGUGAUGAUAUUACAAGAAAUGAAUGUACCCAUGCUGAACAUGGCCGUGUCCAAGGCUGCCACCCUUCUCGGCGCUUACGACGUCAAUAUUGUGGACCAUGUUGUCUGGGAGUAUGACUAUAACGGAAGGGUAUUCUCAUACAUGGCCGACGCUAUAUUUGUGGCCACUACAACUCACAUGUGCGUCCAGAGGUUCGCCCAGCAGUCGUCUGUGCCAGUCCUGUGCAUGAGGUCCAGAACACACGCGAGUAUUCAGGCCCUGGCGACCUGCAUGUCUAUUUUUGAAGAAUUCGGGACAAUGCAGGGUGUGAACGUGUCGUGGAUCGGACCCCCGCAUCCGGUGCUGAAUUCUUAUUUACUUCUUUGUCCCAUGCUCGGGGCAAACAUUCGCUUCAAAUGUUGUUGCAACGUGACCCCUAUUUCUCCUCUUCUGAAGAAGGCAAGCGAAGAGAUGUCCGAAAAAUCUUCGACGGAAUGCAAGCAAUGCAGCAAUAAGUGCGAAGUACUCCGUAAUACUUGUGUUGUCCUGUCAGGGCCUUCUCCGAGGAAGGAGAAGAUGCAAGAGUUCCAGUUAGGAGUACAGGAUAUCAUGCAGAACACUCUUUGCCAAUGGAUAUACUUCCACACGUGUCCUCGCGGUAAGGAGGUCGAUGACUUCCUCUUCAACCACUGCAAUGCUCGAACCUUCUCAGCGUUUGAGAACAUGCAUUUCAUAUCCGCUGCAUUAAUGGCAUAUGCUAUCAAGAACUAUCGCUUUUGA
Molecule: messenger RNA, 987 nt
Organism: Amyelois transitella
Lineage: Eukaryota; Metazoa; Arthropoda; Insecta; Lepidoptera; Pyralidae
Product: ornithine transcarbamylase, mitochondrial-like
Exons: 7
Coding region: 16-987 (323 amino acids)
Biological process (GO): L-citrulline biosynthetic process
Cellular component (GO): mitochondrion
Molecular function (GO): amino acid binding; ornithine carbamoyltransferase activity
Source: RefSeq, a predicted model, not a curated record